Messenger RNA from Linum trigynum, 348 nucleotides. The record is from the annotation of a GenBank genome assembly. NCBI's taxonomy places the organism in Eukaryota, Viridiplantae, Streptophyta, Magnoliopsida, Malpighiales, Linaceae.
AUGAUCGUCAAUGUGAAAGCAAAGCAUCCCCGCUUCUUCCUCUUCUCCUUCGAUACGUGCCUCCGGAGGGACUGCGUGGCAGAGAUAAGACCCGGCAUUACUAGUUCGAGAGGGACAGGCAUAGGCAGAAAGGAGGCGCCAGGGACGCUCAGUAGAGGGAGCUCAAUAGGGGGAAGCAGGCAGGAGGCUCUUGUCUAUGAAGAAGCAGGGUUGCUAAUGAGGGAGGUCGCCGUAAAUCUGCCCUCAGGAGAGGUGCUAGGUUACGCUGGUCCAAAAUAUAGAGUAGGUGCUGCCUUACUGUCGGCACAAAUCUGCCCUCUCUACCUUAAGCAAACUGGUCUAAAAUAA